CCCCCCCCUACUCUAAACAAAUAUUUAUUUUUCUUGGCAAGAAUGGAUUUCGAAACGUUAUCGCAAAAGCUAGAGUCAUCAGCACAUCACGUCGUCGAUCGCGUCCUAUCAGCAAACCGUCAAGACGUCGAAAAAGUCGGCAAAAUAGCAGCAAUCACCUUGGCGACCUAUGUAGUGUCUUCGAAAAUCUAUGAUGCCUUUGUAGGCCCUCUCAGUGGCAUUCCUGGUCCUUUCCAGUUCAAGUUUUAUAGCGCGCGAUGGUCGAGACAGAUUGAAGAUCCGCCAGGAGCAGCAUACACAAAAUAUCAGGCGUGGCAAACAAAGUACGGUGAAGUUGUUCGCUUGGGACCGAAUACAAUUGGAGUUGCAGACAAGCAGAUGUUGCGACAGAUUUUGUUUAAAGAUGAUAUUCCAAAGGGUCCUGCGUAUAAGAGAUUACAGCGUCAAGGAGGUGGUACUCUGUUCAGUACUGUAGACAAGAUCUUCCAUAAGCAGCGUAGACGUGUCAUUUCUCCAGCAUUCUCGGUGAAAUAUCUCAACUCUCUCGAACCUUAUAUGCUUAAAACGACCGAAUCUUUCAUCGGCCGCAUUGACAAAGAUAUUGCGAAUACGAACCGUGGCGAUGGCUUUGGUCAGGUGGAUGUCUGGAUUUUGCUUCAAUACCUCGCAUUGGAUAUCAUUGGUGAAACUGCCUUUGGCCAAACAUUCCAUAUGCUUGAUGGCAACGACCAUAUCGUACCCGCUACAAUUACCCGUAACAUGGAGACUGCUAACUAUCUUGUCACCCAUCCACUUUCAGGUGCAAUCAAGACCUUGUUUUCUUUCAGUGACAUUAUGCAACAAAACGACAAGUUGAAGCAGUUUAUGAAGAAAAUCAUUGUGGAAAGACUUGAAGGCGGUGAAAAGGCGCGCCGUGACGAUAUCCUUCAAAUUUUGAUCGACACACAGCAUGCCCACGACACCGAGGAUCGCUUGACAGCCGAUGCAAUUGCCCAAGAAACCGUAUUGUUCUUAAUUGCCGGUUCUGAAACGACCAGCAACACCACUGGAUUUGCAAUGAUUGAAUUGAUGAAGCAUCCUCAAGCGUUGGCAACUUUGCGUGAAGAGAUUGAUAGCGUCCAGAUGGAGGACGGUCAGAAAUUGUUCAAGCACGAGCAGUUGAAGCAUCUUCCUUAUUUGAAUGCAGUCAUUAACGAAAGUAUGCGAAAGGAUUCAAUUGCUGUCAACGGUCUUGAGAGAACGACGGAUCGUGAUAUGAUUUUGGGUGGUCGUCUCAUGGUUCCCAAGGGUACUGUCAUCCAUUGUAAUCUAUAUCACGCACACAUGAACCCCAAGUACUGGCCAGAACCGAACGAGUUUAAGCCAGAACGGUGGUUAGAAGGCAGUGAUAUUCCUGCUGAUCAAGAAGCAUUCUUCCCCUUUAGCAUUGGUUCAAGAAACUGUAUUGGCAAGGCGUUCGCUCAACAAGAAAUGCGUCUUUCCAUUGCCAACCUAAUUAGACUAUACGAUUUUGAAGCAAUCCCAUCGGAAAUGAAACGCUCGGAUGAUCGAAGAUCUUUCAUUACGUACUCUGUAACGAGCAACAGCUUCAAUGUCUAUAUGAAGCGUAGAGCAACCACCGCAUAGAUUACUCUAUUACCUGUUUCGUUCCUACUACCCGCUCCCUCAGAAUAGAAAAUAUGUUUCCAUCACCAACUAUGUAUAUCAUCAAGUUCGUAUGAAUUUUAGGAACUCUCUAUCAUAAAAGUUAGAAAAUUUAGAUCUUCCAUCUCUAUUGCUUUAUUACGUUGUUGUUCUAUUCAUAUUCUGGUGGACGAUCACAACUAACCGUAGAUACUACUUCUAUAUAAAAAGAAUACACAUCAACUAAAAAUACUACUCCACGUCGUGGUCGUAAUGCGAUGAUGUUGUUGCACGAGUGUCAAAGGGGUAGCUAAUUGACGAUAUCGGAAUUCAGUCCGCGUCUGGUGAUUAAAUGAUCAUCUUGAGUCCCAAUUUACUUUCUAUUGUUAAGAGCGGCAUCUGUAAAAUACUUUACGACCAUGUUAUCUUAAGCAGAGAUGAAC
Zychaea mexicana is the source of this 2066-nucleotide messenger RNA. RefSeq names its product cytochrome P450. The coding region runs from base 43 to 1626 and encodes 527 amino acids. The record is from RefSeq and is a predicted model, not a curated record. Lineage: Eukaryota; Fungi; Mucoromycota; Mucoromycetes; Mucorales; Lichtheimiaceae. Gene Ontology annotation, molecular function: heme binding; iron ion binding; oxidoreductase activity, acting on paired donors, with incorporation or reduction of molecular oxygen. The transcript has 9 exons.